CAGUGACCCGGAAGCAGAAGUGACUCCCACAGGCUGAGUGCUGGGGAGCUGCAUCGGCGAUCGCAGCGGUAGAAGCAGCAAUUUAUCUGUGUGCAGCCCCAAACUGGGAAGAAGAUGCUAAUUAAAGUGAAGACGCUGACCGGAAAGGAGAUUGAGAUUGACAUUGAACCCACAGACAAGGUGGAGCGAAUCAAGGAGCGUGUGGAGGAGAAAGAGGGAAUCCCCCCACAGCAGCAGCGGCUCAUCUACAGUGGUAAACAGAUGAACGAUGAGAAGACAGCAGCUGAUUACAAGAUACUAGGUGGUUCAGUCCUCCACCUGGUAUUGGCUCUGAGAGGAGGAGGUGGUCUUAGGCAGUGAUGGACGCCCCCCUCCAUUUCACCUCCUUGCCCUGUCGCUCAUUAUGAGGAAUCAUGUAUCCUCUCACACUGUGGGACACCAGAGCCACUGCCCCCUCUCCUGGAUGCCCAGUCUUGUGUGUCUGUUGGUGGGAGACUGUGAGGACCCCAGGAUGCAGUGUUCCUGGCCCAAAGGGCCCUUGCUGGCUAAUGGGUUUUAGUUUGCAGUCCUGUGUGCUUCCCUCUGUUAAUGGCUAUGUCCCUGGUUGUCAAUAAAAUAUUUCCUGGCC
Aethalodelphis obliquidens (Pacific white-sided dolphin) is the source of this 628-nucleotide messenger RNA. It is a transcript of the gene NEDD8, whose product is annotated as NEDD8 ubiquitin like modifier. The transcript has 4 exons. NCBI's taxonomy places the organism in Eukaryota, Metazoa, Chordata, Mammalia, Artiodactyla, Delphinidae. The coding region runs from base 115 to 360 and encodes 81 amino acids. Gene Ontology annotation, molecular function: protein binding. The record is from RefSeq and is a predicted model, not a curated record.